AUGCAGUGCAAAGAACCAUGUCCACAAAUGGUUGAGUUGACUCCUAGAUUUCAACUGUACAUGUACAUCUAUCACCACCUGAUUCAACAAGCUGUUUCUAAACCAUCGUUUAAAUCAGUUGCCUCAUACUUGCUUAACUACUUCUACACUAAUGGCAAACUGCUAGGAAUGAACCUGACAGGUGCCAAUGGCAAGCCCCACCCUCACAAAGAUAUCCUUGAAAGCAUCAUAGGUUUGGUUAUGAGAGAAAAGGCAAAUACCUGCCCAUCCCCAUCAGCCAUUAAGAUUGCCUUGUGCAAUAGGCUAAGUGGACUGGAAUCACAAAAAUCUGGAAAGAAUUAAAACUGUGAAACCUAUUACUAGAUACCAUGUUAUUCAGAUAACAAACCCAGGACUAAUUAUCAGAAUGUUGUGAGAACUUCAUUUCAGAGAAACAUCAAAAAAAUUGCCAGAAAACUCAAUGGCUCAAAAAAGAAACAAAAGUCUUGUAAAUUAUUGUUAACGUUACAGUCAAUGCAUGUUGUAGAAUUUUGAUUACGAAAAAAGAAAGAUCCCGCAUUGCAAAUAAUUUAUUAAUUCUUCACCUUGAAAAAAGUCUGCAUACGAGCCAAGUGGCCC
This is a messenger RNA of Orbicella faveolata, 618 nucleotides long. RefSeq lists its product as uncharacterized. Lineage: Eukaryota; Metazoa; Cnidaria; Anthozoa; Scleractinia; Merulinidae. The record is from RefSeq and is a predicted model, not a curated record.